This is a messenger RNA of Hirundo rustica (Barn swallow), 833 nucleotides long. It is a transcript of the gene N4BP2L1, whose product is annotated as NEDD4 binding protein 2 like 1. The record is from RefSeq and is a predicted model, not a curated record. The transcript has 5 exons. Bases 1 to 807 code for a protein of 268 amino acids. Lineage: Eukaryota; Metazoa; Chordata; Aves; Passeriformes; Hirundinidae.
AUGGAGGGACGAGCGCUCCCGCCCGGCCCCGCCCGCGGGGGCCGAGGGACGCGGGGCCGGGGUCGGGGCGGGGGCCGGGGUCGGGGCGGGGGCCGGGGCCGAGCUGCGGGGCGGCUGCCCCGGGCUCCCCAUCCCGGGCCGGCCCCGACCCCGCGCCCCGCCGCGCCCGGCCCCGCCGCCGUGGUGGACGAGCGGCUGCUGCAGGCCCUGGGGGGGCUGAGCCUGGGGCCCCCGCGGGGCGGCGGCGGCGGCAGGCUGGUGCUGCUGCGGGGGCUGCCCGGCGCCGGCAAGAGCACCCUGGCCAGACAGCUGAAACGUGACCACCCCAGUGCUGUCGUCCUUAGUACUGAUGACUUCUUUGUUGAAAAUGGUGUCUACAUCUUUGAGCCUGACUUCCUGGAGGAUGCACACAAGUGGAACCAGAAAAGAGCACGCAAAGCAAUGAAGAAUGGGAAAAGCCCGAUUAUUAUUGAUAAUACCAACAUCCAUGCUUGGGAAAUGAAGCCGUAUGUGAUGAUGGCACAUGAAAAUAGAUAUGAAGUUACAUUCCAAGAACCGGAUACACCCUGGAAGUUCAAUGUUCAAGAACUGACAAGGAGAAAUAUUCAUUGUGUCCCCCGGGAAAAGAUACAACGGAUGAAGGAACAAUACGAGCACAAUGUCACCUUCCACAGUGUUCUCCGGUCUGAAAAACCAAGCAGGGAUGAGGGAAGCUACAGUAGAGCAAGUGCAGCUUAUGGCACCCACCCUUCUGCCUUCUCCAGGAGGAGACCUGGCACGGCACGCACAAAUGUGACAUUUAACUGAAGAAGUGCAUUCCUCGGUGUCUUAGU